Molecule: messenger RNA, 1501 nt
Organism: Microdochium trichocladiopsis
Lineage: Eukaryota; Fungi; Ascomycota; Sordariomycetes; Xylariales; Microdochiaceae
Product: NADP-dependent alcohol dehydrogenase C
Exons: 3
Coding region: 273-1346 (357 amino acids)
Biological process (GO): alcohol metabolic process
Molecular function (GO): alcohol dehydrogenase (NADP+) activity; zinc ion binding
Source: RefSeq, a predicted model, not a curated record
CUAUGACGGAGAUGGAUCGGAUCGAGGGGAUUCCCGCGCUAGUCCUGAUGAUGCCAUGAUGCCACUACCGACGAGCUCUCGCGGGGCUCGCGUGCGCAGAUAAGAGACCAGCGCCCCUCGCCCUCUUCAGUGUAGCGCAUCCAACACUUGACUCUGUCCUCUCACAUCUCAACUCUCUUGACUACACACUCCUGCACGAACGAGCUCGAUACCCAAGCAAUCCUUACGUCGAAAAAAUACCCUUGACGAUUCCAAAAACUUCGCCUGACACCAUGGCUGCCAACGACAAGUUUGAAGGCUGGCUCGGCCUCGACAAGGAGUCGGUUAACGGCAACAUGCAAUGGGGUGAAUUCGAGCCCAAGAAGUGGUCCGAGGCGGACGUUGAUAUCGAGGUAGAGUGCUGCGGCAUCUGUGGCUCUGAUCUGCACAUGCUCAAGUCUGGCUGGAGCCAAACUCCCUACCCUUGCGUUGUUGGCCACGAGAUUGUUGGCAAGGCCGUCCGCGUCGGCUCCGAAGUCAAGGAUAUCAAGGUUGGCGACCGUGUCGGUGUUGGUGCGCAGGCGCGGUCGUGCCUAAAGCCCGACUGCGAGGAGUGCUCGACGGGCCAGGAGAACUACUGCGGCAACGGCAAUGUCAGCACCUACGGUUCCAUCUAUCCCAAUGGCGAGGGCAAGUCCUAUGGUGGCUAUGCCAAACACAACCGCACCCACAACCGCUUCGUCGUCAAGAUUCCCGAGGGUCUCUCCUCAACUGACGCCGCGCCCAUGCUGUGUGGCGGCAUCACCGUCUUCUCCCCGCUCAAGCGCAACGGCGCCGGUCCGGGUAAGAAGGUCGGCAUCGUCGGCGUCGGCGGCCUCGGCCACUUUGCGGUCCUCUUUGCCCGCGCGCUCGGUGCUGACAGGGUCGUUGCCAUCUCGCGCAAGGCUGACAAGCGCGAGGACGCCCUCAAGCUCGGCGCUGACGAGUACAUUGCUACCGACGACGACAAGGACUGGGAGAAGACACACAAGCGGUCACUCGACCUCAUCAUCAGCACCGUCUCGAGCGCAAAGAUGCCCCUGACCGGCUACCUCGGCCUGCUCCGCGUUCACGGCACAUACAUCCAGGUUGGUGCUCCCGACGGUGGCGAGCUCCCCCCUGUCAACGCGUUCACUCUGCUCGCCAACGGCAUCAAGCUCGGCGGCAGCGGCAUUGGCAGCCCCGACGAGAUCAAGGAGAUGCUGCAGCUCGCGGCCGACAAGAAGAUCAAACCGUGGGUCCAGACUCGGCCGAUGAAGGAUGCCAACGCUGCUAUUGUCGACAUGACGGCUGGCAAGGCUCGCUACCGCUAUGUCCUGCAGAACUAGACUGGAGUCCUGUUGUUGGCAUUUGGCGAAAAGCUGGGGUGUUAUGGCGUAUGACGGAUUAGAUAAGACUGAAUGAAAUCGAUGGAAUCGUUUAGUUACUAGCUUGUCUUGAGCAAAGCCGCGCAGGAUAAGCGACAACAUGGAUUUCGUGUCAA